Felis catus (domestic cat) is the source of this 3432-nucleotide messenger RNA. RefSeq names its product apoptosis inducing factor mitochondria associated 2 (gene AIFM2). Lineage: Eukaryota; Metazoa; Chordata; Mammalia; Carnivora; Felidae. Gene Ontology annotation, cellular component: cytoplasm; mitochondrion. The transcript has 11 exons. Bases 624 to 1838 code for a protein of 404 amino acids. Gene Ontology annotation, molecular function: flavin adenine dinucleotide binding; electron-transferring-flavoprotein dehydrogenase activity. The record is from RefSeq and is a predicted model, not a curated record. Gene Ontology annotation, biological process: apoptotic mitochondrial changes; positive regulation of apoptotic process.
GGGGCUCCGCCCCCCCCGCGCGCCCGCCCUACAAGCGCCCGGAGGGGCCUCGCCGGGCCUGAAAGACCUGGCGGGUUGCGUCCGAGCUCCGGUUCGCGGGCGUUGUGGCCCUGGCGGGGGAGGGCGGUUGCUCUAGGUACCGGGCCCCGGCCUGCCCCACCCCAGUUCCCUCAGCACACGAAAACUGGGAGGCUUAGGCCCGGCGGCAAGGGUAGGGCAAACUCGCCUUCUCCCCGUCCGCCCCUCGAAACUUCUGAGGUCUUCCCAGCAUUUCUCUCCGGCAGCCUGGCUUAUUUCUGCCUCUCCUUGGAGCCUGGCUCAGGCCAGGAGCUUUGCUUGCCUGUCGCCCCUGAGCCAGCAUCUCCCGGCAGGAUGCUCUCAGGAUCUCAGCUGCAGUCAGGACUGGUCCCCACAAGGCUCCCACCCGAGCGAGCCCAGAGGCCUGGACCAGGAGCGCCCUUCUCCGGGGCUAAGCUGCUCUGGAGACCAGGCCCCUCGCCACAGCCCCAGGCCAGCCCCUCCGCUCUCCAUGGAGGCACCAGGUGACCCAGGCCCUUGGGGGGGUGAGCCUCAGGCACAGCCUCCCAGACUGGCUAGGAGAGCUCAGGAGCACCCGGUCUGAGAUGGGGUCCCAGGUCUCCGUGGACGUGGGAGCUGUGAACGUGGUGGUCGUGGGUGGGGGCUUCGGUGGGAUCGCCGCCGCCAGCCAGCUUCAGGCUCUGAACAUCCCCUUCGUGCUGGUGGACAUGAAGGACUCCUUCCACCACAACGUGGCAGCCCUCCGGGCCUCCGUGGAAAGCGGGUUUGCCAAAAAGACAUUCAUUUCCUACUCGGAGACCUUUAAGGAAAACUUCCGGCAGGGGCUGGUAGUACAGGUGGACCUGCAGAAUCAGACGGUGCUGCUCGAGGAUGGUGAGGCCCUGCACUUCUCACAUCUUAUCCUGGCCACUGGCAGCACCUCGCUCUUUCCGGGCAAGUUUAACCGGGUGGCCAGCCGGGAGGUUGCUAUCCAGGCCUACGAGGACAUGGUGAAGCAGGUCCGGCGCGCACGGUCCGUGGUGGUGGUGGGAGGCGGCUCUGCCGGAGUGGAGAUGGCGGCAGAGAUUAAAACCGAAUUCCCCGAGAAAGAGGUCACUCUCAUCCACUCCCACGUGGCCCUUGCCGACAAGGAGCUCCUGCCCUGUGUCCGGCAGGAAGCGAAGGAGAUCCUGCUCCAGAAAGGCGUGCAGCUGCUGCUGAGUGAACGGGUGAGCAACCUGGAGGAGCUGCCCCUCAACGAGUAUCGAGAGUGCAUCCAGGUGCACACGGACAAAGGCACAGAGGUGGCCACUAACCUGGUGAUUGUCUGCAAUGGUAUUAGGAUCAACAGCGCCGCCUACCGCAGUGCGUUCGCACCCUUCCUGGACAAGGAGCUCCUGUUUGGGUCCUACAGGAAAGAAUUGGCCAAUCACAGAAGAAGGAAGCUAGUCCUGGCCAUGAGUAGGGAAAGUCAUCUGGCCAGCGAUGGCGCUCUGCGAGUGAACGAGUAUCUCCAGGUGGAGGGCUGCAGCCACAUCUAUGCCAUCGGCGACUGCGCAGAUGUGAGGGAGCCCAAGAUGGCCUACCACGCCGGCCUCCACGCCAGCGUUGCCGUGGCCAACAUCGUCAACGCCAGGAAACAGAGGCCCCUCAAGGCCUACAAGCCAGGCGCGCUGACGUUCCUCCUGGCCAUGGGGAGAAAUGACGGCGUGGGCCAGAUCAGCGGCUUCUAUGUGGGGCGGCUCAUGGUUCGGCUGGCCAAGAGCCGGGACCUGUUCGUCUCCUCGAGCUGGAAGACCAUGCGGCAGUCUCCGCCCUGAGCGGGAGCUGGGCCGCCGCCAGGUGAACGGAUUGCUUGACCAGAGGUACCCACCUGACAAAGGCCAAAGAGCAAAGGCUCGUUUCCUAGAGUAAGGUGCCAGUGAUGGACUGACCAGAAACCCACCUUACAGAAAACCAAAACCGGGAGAGAAAGAGAGAGCCGGAGAGGGAGAGAGAGAGGCAUUAGAAAAGACACCCCCUAGAGGAUGCUUUCUGGGGUUGGAGAGGUCGGCUUGCAGUUGUGCUGGCUCAGGGGUUCGCCUGGUCCUGGGGAGGGCAUAGCCAGCCUUCUCUACCCCGGGCUCUUCGUGUGUGUGUGUGUGUGUGUGUGUGUGUGUGUGUGUGUGUGUGAAUGCACGUGUUGGCAUUCAGGACUCUCAGAGCAAGAGAGAGCAGGCUCUCCUGGUGGCUGAAAUCCUGUCUUAUUAGGGCGGGCAGGGGAACCUGCAUGGUGGGACCGUCUAAGGAGUGGGAUUUGGGGUCGAGAUGGUCUGCACCCCGAGCCUCUCCCAUCGGAUCAUGGGUGGGGAAGCCUGUGCAUUCUUCGACACCCAGGUUGUUAACAGGAGCCUAAGUUUAAACUGUUAGUCCCUGUAAUCUUUAAUCUUCACACAACUUGAUAUAUUUCCAUUUCUAGGUCCCGAUGAUAUACCAUAGGUCACAUUUAAGAAGAAAGAGUUAGAUAAAUUUCCCUCCCGGUUAGCCUAUCCUAACAGAGAGUGAGUUUUUCCAAAGCUAACAGGUUAAGACGGAAGCCUGGCCCGCCAGCCGCUGGACAUGUUAAGGAAAGGCAGCCGAGCUAAUGGGACCCUUGGGUGGGUUGCCAUUGGGCUGACGUUCAGGGAACAGAGCGGGGCUCAACAUGCUUCUAGGCUGCCGUCACGGUCAGUUGUGCAAGGGACAAAACUCCGGCUGAUGCUGGGGGUGGGGGACCCUGUGGGAACCUCUGGGGUUUUGGGCUUCUGGUUUCCUGGCCAACCCCGGUGACAUUUACGUGGAGGCCCAGCCGUGUGGCAGUGCCCGCCACCGACCGUGUUAAGGCACAUAAAGGACUCCUCUGUCUGGGAGAAGACUUCCAGUUGGGGGGAGGGAGUUUAUUUUGGAAGACGUGGGUUAAAUCUCCAUAAUGGAAGUGGUUGGUGAUCUCACUGGAAUAAAUUCGGGCCCGGCUCACUUUCGAUGGUGGCCUCUGGGUACUUGGCCAGAGUCCUUGGGACACCAGCCUCACCAGGGUUCUGAGGGCUCCCUGUCUGGGCUGUGGCCUGGGUCGGUUCCAUUUGUUACCCAGGCCUACCUAAGUGACACGCGUGCCUCUCUCCCAAAGGAUGACUACCCCACCGGAGGCUUCACCCAGGGCUCCGUUCCUGUGGGCCACGGCCAACCAGGCUCCCCUUCUGGAAGCAGGACCUGCUGCCUGAGAGACACAGGCUAUUCUGUGCUGUCUGACCUGGGGACUAGCAGGGUGGGAGUCUUGGCUCAUUAGUGACAGGCCUUGUUCUAUUUAUAACAUUUUACAAGUGUCCCCCCAUGGGGACAUGGUUUUUCCAAACUGAGGACAAUAUUGCAAUAAAAGAAUAUGUUGGAAGAAAGACA